AUCCUUCUGGCUCAAGGGUGCGGGACAUUGGUCGAGAGCCUCGGACAGAUGUGCGGCAAUCGCGAGCGGACCUCCGUCCCGCGUGCUCAGCAUGGCCUCUCGACCGGCGCCGGGGGUGUGCAAGUUCGCGUUCAGCGCAGACCUCAGCGUGCUCGUGCGCUGCAAGAUCGACAGGCUCCUCCCAGCCUCGAGGGCGGAGGAGCUCAUCGGAGACGAACCCCUCGACAUCGAGGUUGACCUGGUGCUGGACGGGGCCGUCUUCCGGACCGUGCGGUCCUCCCAGGUGGCGUUCGACGCGUCGCCCGAGCAGGGCCUCUUCCGCCCGCAGCAUUGCACCUUCGCCAUCCGGGUGCGGGACCUGCCGCAGCGCUGCUCGCUCGUGGUGCGGCUGCGGUCGGCGGCCACGCCGCCUUGCGUGUACCGCGGCACGCUGCCGCUGUUCAACCGCCGAGCGGUGCUCCGGCAGGGCAGGCAGCUGCUGGCGCUGCUGCGCUGCGACGGCGGCGCCGACGCCGCCGCGGGCGCCCACGCCGCCGAGGGUGGCCACGCGCCCCCGCGCGCCGCCCCCGCGCAGGCGGACUGGGCGGAGCACUCGAACGACGUGCUGCUCCGGUCCGCGCCAGAGACGCUGCGGGAGGCCGUGCGGCUGGCGGCCGCGUCGGACCUGCACGCGCGCGGGGCGCUGCCGCCGGCCGCCCCUGGCUUCGAGGGCAGCGAGGAGCACUUCACGCGCGCCGCGCAGGACGCCAUCGAGGCAGCGGGCCUGCCCUGGCUGAGCAUCCGCCUGCCAGUGUUCGGGCACCCGGUGCUCUUCGCCGAGCCCCUGUACGACAGGGCCGCGGAGGCGGGGCAGUUCGAGGGCGGCGCCCGCACCGCGGAGCUGGGGCAGCUCGUGCCCGCGGGCGUGCUGGCGGCCGCCGCCGUGGACGGGGAGGGCGCCGCGGCGGCCGCCGUCGCCCAGGAGGCCCCCCUGCGGGGAGCCUGGUGGCUCCUGCAGCCCCUGCGCUCCGAGGGCGGGCGGUGCUUCAAGCCCUUCGUGGACCACGACGCCGCCUGCGAGCACCCGGCGGUGCUGAAGAGCCUCCGGCUCGCGCGGUCUUCGCGCGCCUCCAGGGUGAAGGACCGCGAUGCGCGCCCCAACACGGACGAGCUGCGGCGCCUGACCGAGCUCGUCCGGCGGCCGAGGCGGCAGUUCAGCGCGGAGGAGAAGCAUCUCAUCUUCCGCUUCCGGUGGACCCUCACAGAGCAGCCGGCGGCGCUGACGAAGUUCUUGCACGCGGUGGACUGGAGCGACCUCGAGGAGAGGCAGCACGCCAUAGAGCUGCUGGGGCACUGGAGCAAGGUGGACAUCGACGACGCGCUGGAGCUCCUCAGCAAGGACUUCCGGGGCGUGCCCCAGGUCCGGCGGCAUGCGGUGCGCCGCCUGGAGGACGCCACCGAUGACGAGGUCCAGCUGUACCUGCUGCAGCUGGUCCAGGCCCUGCGCUACGAGACCUCCGCCUACGGCGCUGGCAGCCAGGACUUGCCGGACUCGCCGGACGAGGACGCGCCGGACGGGGCGCCCUCGCCGCCGCGCCGCGGCACCUCCGCGGCCGCCGCCGGCGGCGAGCCCGCCACCCUCACGGGGUUCCUGAUCCAGCGGUCCGUCCGCUCGCACACCCUGGCGACCCUCUUCUACUGGUACGUCGUAGCCGAGACGGACGACCAGGAGCGCGGCCAGCUCUUCGCGGAGGUGCGGCGGCGGCUGCUGGACGCCCUGGGGGAGUCGGAGGCUGGAGAGUCCAUAUCGGGGGCUGCGGCGGGGGUGGCGCUGCGGCGGAAGCUGCUGUGGGCCAAUCAGACCGCAAAGGCGAUGAAGCGCGACCGCGUCGAGAAGAAGGUGGAGCAGUUCCGGCAGGCGCUCGGGGCCGAGCCGCCCGCCUCGGACGACGAGCCCGCGUGCCCGCUGAGCCUGCUGGAGGGCCUGGCCGACGGCAUCCCGCUGCCAAUCUACCCGAAGCUGUCACUGAUCAAGAUCUUUGCCGAGCAGUGCUCCCUGCUCAAGUCGGCCAUGCUCCCGGGUGUGCUGGCUUGCCAGGUUCAGCCCACGGGGGACCACAAGGGAGAGAAGCAGCUGAAGAAGAUCAUGAUCAAGGACGGCGGCCUUGAAUGCAGCACCUGCGCAUUGAAGAAUUGUCUCGGGGACCUGGGCCAUAUUCGGGCUUUGGUCUGGCAUGUCAGCCGAGUUUGACAGUUGAAGCAGCCGUGCCUCUGCCCGAGUAUGGCUUAUAGCCUUGUUACGAUCCUUUCGUUAGCAGUCCUGUAUGUCUCAGCCUGUGCAGGAGGGCGACGACUUGCGGCAAGAUCAGCUUAUACUCCAGCUCAUCAUCCUCAUGGACUCGAUCUUGAAAAAAUAUGGUCUUGACUUGCAGCUCAGCCCAUACUCUGUAAUUGCUCUGUCGCAGACCGAUGGGUUCAUCGAGAUGGUGCCAGAUUCCUCGAACUUGUCGGCGAUUCUGACCGAUCACAAUUACGAUGUCAUGCAGUUCUUUCGCACACACCACCCCCUAGAACAGAACAAGGGAGUUCACGCCACCGGAGAUGGGGGGUUCGGCCCCCAAAAUUCGUACGGCAUCAAGCCUGAGGUUUUAGACAAUUUCAUAAAGAGUUGUGCGGGAUACUGUGUGAUCACCUACAUCCUCGGAAUUGGCGACAGGCACCUCGACAACCUGAUGGUCACGCGCGACGGGCGACUAUUCCACAUAGAUUUCGGAUUCAUACUUGGGAAGGACCCUAAGCCGUUGCCUCCACCGAUGCGAAUUUGCAAAGAGAUGGUCGAGGGUAUGGGUGGGUUCGACUCCCCCGGUUAUGCGUCGUUCAAGUCAAAAUGCUGCCAGGCAUACAAUAUUCUGCGACGGCACGCGAAGCUCAUCAUCAACUUGCUGUACCUGAUGAGUGAUUCUGGGAUCAAAGACCUCUGUGGUGACCCGCAGUUCGCGAUCCUGAAGGUGGAGGAGAAGUUCCAAGCGCUCAUGGACGACGAGCAGGCGGAGGCGCACUUCAAGGGCCUGAUCGACGCCUCGGUCGGCGCCCUCUUCCCCGCCCUCAUGGAGAGGCUGCACAAGCUGUCCGUCGCGCUGAAGUGAAGCGCCGCGCCCGCCCACAAUGAGCACCGUGCCACCGUUCCCAUCUCCACGGACGGUUCAGCGAUGCUCGCCUUGCCCCCGCGCAGCGGCGUAGCACAGGCGCGACCUCCGCCGCGGGUGUGCGCGCAAGGACGGGCGGCGGCGCCCCGUGCCCGGCGAGCGCUGCGCGGCCAGGAGGGGGCGCGGCGCCGGGCCAGGGAGGGGCGCGAGGCGACCACAUGCACGUAGCAGAGCGACCCUCUGCCGGAGGGACCAGUGGUGCGGGCUCACAGCGGUCCCCCGAUCGCCGAGCGUGGUUCGGCAGCAGCGUCUCGCGCGCUGGUGCCUGGCCCCCCGCGGCCCCGC
Molecule: messenger RNA, 3470 nt
Organism: Prorocentrum cordatum
Lineage: Eukaryota; Dinophyceae; Prorocentrales; Prorocentraceae
Source: the annotation of a GenBank genome assembly